Messenger RNA from Cannabis sativa, 1628 nucleotides. Its product is annotated as autophagy-related protein 3. The record is from RefSeq and is a predicted model, not a curated record. Gene Ontology annotation, biological process: autophagy of mitochondrion; nucleophagy; autophagosome assembly. Gene Ontology annotation, cellular component: cytoplasmic ubiquitin ligase complex; cytosol. Gene Ontology annotation, molecular function: Atg8-family ligase activity. NCBI's taxonomy places the organism in Eukaryota, Viridiplantae, Streptophyta, Magnoliopsida, Rosales, Cannabaceae.
CAAAGGCAAAGUAAAACGACUGAUGAAUUAGUUGUCGUUAGAAUAUGAUCUCUCUCCUCUUCCUCUGCCUGCUCCAAAACUCAUAUAUCGCCCGAAGAUCCCUUUCUCUUUCGAUUGUCUAUUGUUUAGGGUUUCUCUUUCAUCGAUCGUUCUCCAUCGUUUCAGGAUUCUAGGGUUUCAAACCUAAGUUCCAAACAUUAAUAUUUUCAUUCGGAGAGAAAGAGAUGGUUCUGUCGCAGAAGCUCCACGAAGCCUUCAAAGGAACCGUGGAGAGAAUCACAGGCCCUCGAACAGUCUCCGCUUUCAAAGAGAAGGGUGUUCUCAGUGUCAGUGAGUUUAUCACUGCCGGUGAUAACCUUGUUUCCAAAUGUCCUACCUGGUCAUGGGAAUCGGGUGAGCCAAGCAAGAGGAAGCCAUAUUUACCAACUGAAAAGCAAUACCUUAUAACUAGAAAUGUCCCUUGUUUGCGAAGAGCAGCAUCUGUUGAAGAAGAGUAUGAAGCUGCAGGAGGGGAAGUACUUCUUGAUGAUGAAGAUAAUGAUGGCUGGUUGGCAACCCAUGGGAAGCCAAAGGAGGGUAAAAGUGAGGAGGAUGAAAACUUGCCCUCCAUGGAAAAUUUAGAGAUCAGCAAGAACAAAGCUGUAAAGUUGACUCUGUAUUUUGGCGGGGAUGACGAUGAAGAUAUUCCUGACAUGGCUGAUUAUGAAGAUCAUGAUAACGUUAUUGAAAGUGAUCCUGCAACCUUGCAGCCUACAUAUCUUGUUGCUCAUGAACCUGAUGACGAUAAUAUUUUACGCACCCGAACCUAUGAUGUCAGCAUCACGUAUGAUAAAUAUUAUCAAACUCCUCGAGUGUGGCUUACUGGUUAUGAUGAGUCAAGGAUGCUUUUACAACCAGAGCUUGUACUUGAAGAUGUCAGUCAAGAUCAUGCCCAUAAAACUGUCACCAUUGAGGACCAUCCUCAUUUGCCUGGGAAGCAUGCCUCUGUUCAUCCUUGUCGACAUGGAGCAGUGAUGAAAAAAAUCAUUGAUGUGCUCAUGUCACGUGGUGUUGAACCUGAAGUUGACAAGUACCUUUUCUUAUUCUUGAAAUUUGUUGCAUCUGUGAUUCCAACUAUUGAGUAUGACUACACCAUGGACUUUGAUCUUGGCAGCUCCAGCAACUGAGCCAAAGAAAUUUCGAGGACUCAAUUUGUGGUCUGAUGCUUUGCCGAAGCCAAACCCAAGUACAUACAAACUGUGCAUAUUUUCACUUGUCCUGCUCCAAAAGUGUACAUGGUACUCCCCGUCAACUGAUGGAAACGGGGUAUAAUCACUUCUACCCCAUGCUAUAAAUUAGUGCGUGGAUAAUAUUAUUUGUAGAUCUGUCAAACAUGUCAAAGCUCAAUUUUCAUGUAAUAGGUUUUAGAAUAAUCUGAUCUGCCUUGUCAAUUAUCAUUAGCUAUUAUUUGUUUAGCUGUUUUAAGUAAAGGGUACAUAUUACUAGUCGUUAACUUUCGCCAAAAAUAUUACUUGGAUCUAAUACUCUUCUAAGUUAUUUGGAACAUGACUAGUCGUGUUAUUUAGCUAUUUUGGCCAGUGCGACCUUGUUGAUGUAGUGCUAUUUAGUGACUUUGGCCAUUGCGUUCA